Molecule: messenger RNA, 904 nt
Organism: Oenanthe melanoleuca
Lineage: Eukaryota; Metazoa; Chordata; Aves; Passeriformes; Muscicapidae
Gene: PGLS
Product: 6-phosphogluconolactonase
Exons: 7
Coding region: 33-857 (274 amino acids)
Biological process (GO): carbohydrate metabolic process; pentose-phosphate shunt
Molecular function (GO): 6-phosphogluconolactonase activity
Source: RefSeq, a predicted model, not a curated record
CUUCCUGCUUCUCCUUCCCCCUCAGCGGCGCCAUGAUGGCGGCGGUCUCGGUGUUCCCGUCGCAGCGCGAGCUGGGCGCGGCGCUGGCGCGGCUGGUGGCCGAGGCGGCGGCCGAGGCGGUGGCGAGCGGCGGCCGCUUCGCGCUGGGGCUGUCGGGGGGGUCGCUGGUGCCGCUGCUGGCGCGGGAGCUGCCGCCCGCCCUCGGCGCCGUGCCCGGGGCCGACCCCGCGCGCUGGCUCGUGGCGCUGUGCGACGAGCGCCUCGUGCCGCCCGAGCACCCCGAGAGCAGCGGCGGCGCCUACCGGUCCCAGCUGCUGUCCCAGUUUCCCCCCCCCGGGCCCCAGUUCCUCUCGGUCUCCACUGACCUGGACCCGCCUGCGGCCGCCCAGGACUACGAGCAGCAGCUGCGCAGGGCGUUCCCAGGCUCGCAGAUCCCCCAGUUUGAUUUGCUGCUGCUGGGGGUGGGGCCGGACGGUCACACCUGCUCGCUGUUCCCGGGACACGCCCUGCUCCAGGAGCAGGAGGCGCUGGUGGGGGCCCUGCAGGACUCCCCCAAGCCCCCUCCCCGCCGGGUGACGAUGACGCUGCCGCUGCUCAACGCGUCGCGCUCGGUGCUGAUGGUGGCGGCCGGGGCGGCCAAGGCGCCCGUGAUCAAGAGGAUCCUGGAGGGGCAGGAGCAGCACCAGGAGCAGGGUCAGGGUCAGGGUCAGGGUCAGGACCAGGGUCAGGGUCGGGGUCUGUGCCCCCCCCCGGCCGCCCUGGUCCGGCCGCGCUCCGGCCGCCUGCGCUGGCUGCUGGACAGGGAGGCGGCCGGGGAGCUGCAGGGGCCCCUGGAAACCUGCCCUGGGAACAACUGAGAGUUCCAUGGAAAACACCCCUGGGAGCUGCAGAUCCCCCUGGAAAC